Molecule: messenger RNA, 1416 nt
Organism: Dichotomopilus funicola
Lineage: Eukaryota; Fungi; Ascomycota; Sordariomycetes; Sordariales; Chaetomiaceae
Product: mitochondrial ribosomal protein MRP51
Exons: 1
Coding region: 1-1416 (471 amino acids)
Biological process (GO): mitochondrial translational initiation
Cellular component (GO): mitochondrial small ribosomal subunit
Molecular function (GO): structural constituent of ribosome
Source: RefSeq, a predicted model, not a curated record
AUGUCGUCUCGGAGCGUGUCUCCUGGGGGCGCGCUCCUGCGCUCCUCGCGAAUGUUCUCUCUGCCUAAACCGAUCCCGGCAAUCAAGAACGAGCAUGCAGCGGGCAGUCUUUUCCAUUCGACGACGUCGACGCUGCCGGCCCCGACGCACCAGGUCGUCACCACCCUAAGCGCCCCGCGGAGGCAGGGAGACUGGGGCCUCAAACGGCCACUCCCGCUCAAGUCGACGACUAAGACAACGAACCCCAUGCUGCGGGUCAGGGCCAUUGACUCAAGCGAACAUAUCACCGAUUAUGUCUCAGCAGCCGACCAUGGCAUCACUCUCCGGAAAUUUCAAGAGCUAGGGCUGCCCAUGACGGUGCGGCGUGCGUGUGGCAGAGAGGCCAGAGAAACCAGUACCACGGGCCCCAUCCUCACAAAAGCCUCCGACCUUCCCCAAAGGUCUGUCUUUGAGGACCAGUACGACACCACCGAUAUUCCCGCCGACAAGCGCGCCGAGACCGUGGACAACCGUUGGCGGUUUGAAGGGCCUUGGUUGGCUGGCAUGGCUCAGGGUUCCUUUAUUAAGUGGCUGGCGAAGGAGGUCCGGCCAAAGCGGGCAGAGUUCCGGCAGUUUUUGAAGAAAAAGCUGGCCCACGAGCAACAUGCGGCUGCUGCGAAGUACGCGAUAGACAAGGCAUUGCCGGCGCCAGAGCCCAUUGAUGCCAGCGCAAUAACGGAGGACCAGCUUGUCGACUACCUGCGCGAACUCCGUAACAACAACCAGGCGCUUUACGAGAUGGUCGGCCAGUUUCUCGAUCUGGCCCCGCUAAACCCACCAACUUUGGUCGAAACGGGCAUGAGCGGCAACAAAAUCAUGACAUUAAAGUACACCGAGGCGAAGAGUCCUUACGCUGACACGGGCCCGCCCAUCACCCACCCCUCCGCCGGUCUCUCGUACCUCCGCACCAGCAUGUACAUGGCCAACCACCCCGUCUAUGGGCCGCAAAAGGAGCACAUCGCGGCACCGGCCAGAGUUGUGCGGCCACGCCGGCAAGGCCGUGGUAUGAGGAUCAGUAUUGGUGUGGCCGGGUUCAUCGCCAACACCUCCAUUGGUGACAUGGGCAACGCGCGAGGCACCUCGCCCGGCAUGUACGACACAAUCGAUCCCGAACUGCCCGGUGGUGUCAAGCUUUGGGUAUGCCCCACCCGGGCUACCAUGGACGCCUCCGGCACCAUUGCUAUCACGGUGAAGGACUCGUCGCCCGAGGCGGCCACUGUGGCGCGUGAGCUUUUGGGCGAAGCCGACUGCCUCAGCGCUCGCGAAGCUCAGGCUACAAGGAAACCUGAAUCGUCGAAGGAGAUUCGGCAGAGAUACCGCGCGGCACCCGGUCCCCAGGCGAUGUCGAGCGCCCGGGAUUACGGGUUGCAGGAGUAA